AUGAGAUGGCAGAGGAUCCUCGAGGCGAGUCAUUUGCCUUUCACCAACAUCCUCAGAUAGACGACGGCUCGAGUGAGGUUCCGACGCAGGGGCUGCUGGGUCACUCCACUGAAAAAGGCGGCGAGUACUUCGGGGCGCUACUUGAGGCUAAAUGGACGUGCGGUAAGGACUGGCAGCCGACUGGGAGGAGAUGUAAAGGCAGACCCAUCGCACACUGCACGGAUUAUAACGCAGUGACACCCUGGGAAUAGCCAGAAAUAACCGAAGAAUGCUGCUGGGGGAGACACUAAACCCGGUGUGCGUGCUCUACCAGUUUGCCCCAGCGCGUGAUAUCUAAAUUCGACAAAAAAUGAAAAGGGACUUAAUUGUCUACACUAGAAAUAUGAAACUUAAUACCUACUCGUCCUCCGCAGCACCCGCAGUUUUGGAGGAGUAAAAUAAAUAAACCGAGCCGGUGAAAACUUGCACUCCUAGCCAAUGGGAUUUUUUUUUUCGCCCUCUACCGGCCUUCCUGAACGGACUUUGUGCCCACUGCGCAUGCGCUCACCGUCAGCCUCGCACGGUUAGCAGACAGCAGGCGAAAUGAUCUCUGUGAAAGUUUCUGCUAACCCCAACUCUAACGGUCACGGCAAGAAAACCAAACGAAAAGGCAAAAGGGACCGCAAGACAGUGGGAGACCUCUCGAACCUUCAGCCCGAACUCCAGAGCCCAAACAAUGAGGACCUAUUUGAGAUUUUCAACCUGCCACCUUCCACUACACCACCAGCCUCUCCCCCACCUCCACCGCCACCUCCACCUCUUCUGCCAAUACCUGUUGUUUUACCACUACCACCACCCUCUCUGACCCCACCCCCUCCUAUGCUAACCCCACCCCCUGCCAACUUUACACCACCACCGACAGAACUUCUUGGAUCAGAUGAUGAAGAACAAGAGGACCCAUCAGAUUACUGCAGGGGGGGCUAUUAUCCUGUUAAAAUUGGGGAUCUUUUCAAUGGUCGUUACCAUGUAGUUCGUAAGCUUGGAUGGGGACACUUCUCAACUGUAUGGCUCUGCUGGGAUAUCAAUCGAAAACGCUUUGUUGCACUGAAAGUAGUGAAGAGUGCCCAGCAUUAUACUGAGACCGCACUAGAUGAGAUAAAACUUCUGAAAUGUGUGAGAGAUAGUGAUCCUACUGAUCCGAAACGGGAGAAAGUUGUACAGCUCAUUGAUGACUUCCGAAUCUCUGGUGUCAAUGGAGUGCAUGUCUGUAUGGUACUUGAAGUACUAGGCCAUCAGCUACUGAAAUGGAUUAUCAAGUCCAACUAUAUGGGGCUGCCAAUUCCUUGUGUGAAGAGCAUCCUGCGGCAGGUUUUGCAAGGCCUGGAUUAUUUGCACACUAAAUGUAAAAUCAUUCACACGGACAUCAAACCAGAGAACAUCCUCAUGUGUGUUGAUGAUAUCUACAUCCGCAGGAUGGCAGCUGAGGCCACUGUAUGGCAACAGUCCGGGGGGCCACCACCCUCUGGCUCUUCAGUAAGCUCCGCCCCUCAGGAGAAGCAGAGUUUACUGUUGAGAUUUCAGAUGCUGGAUAUCCGAGGCCUUUUUCAUGCACUCUGGACGGGUAAGAUUUCAAAGAAUAAGAAGAAAAAGAUGAAGAAGAAGGAGAAGAGACAACAGCGACUACUUGAAGAAAGACUUAAAGACAUUCAGAAAAUGGAGGAGUUAGAUGGGUCUUCCCUACCCUCUCCUUCCCUCCCACUGUGUACUCAGAGCCCACAUCUACCACUGCCUUCCCUGACCUGUGCUACCACAGGCAGCAAUGGAGACUUGCAUUCUCAGAGAAAUUCCUGUCCUGUCUGCUCUCCAGUAAGAGGAAGCCUUCUAUUGGAAGAACAAGAGUUUGAAGGAGGGUUGGAAAAGCAGCCUAUUGAGAAUUCAAAUCCUCAACACCUUCCAUCCUCAUUCCUUAAGACCUGCAAAAUAAAUGGAUGCCAAACUGGAAGCUUGGAAAGUGCUGCCUGUAGUCCGUCAAGCGCUACUUCUUCUGGACUAGGUUAUGAAGGUUGUAAUGGCCACACAUCUUCUGGGUAUGGGCGUUUUACCAGCCCCGAGUCUCAGCUUUCAGAGAUGUCUGGGUCUCUUCUUUCGCCUACGUCAGGUUCAGCUUUUUCUGGGUACUCUACCGAGCAAGACAGCAGGAGAGGAGUCCUUUCACCCAAUACUUUCAGUGCUGCAGAUUUUCUCUUGAAUCCACUGGAUCCUCAGAAUGAAGAUAAACUUAGUAUCAAGAUAGCUGACUUGGGCAAUGCUUGCUGGGUGCACAAGCACUUUACUGAGGACAUUCAGACACGGCAGUACCGGUCUAUAGAGGUUCUGGUUGGAGCAGGGUAUGGCACUCCGGCUGACAUCUGGAGCACAGCUUGCAUGGCUUUUGAGUUGGCCACUGGUGACUACUUGUUUGAGCCUCACUCUGGUGAAGACUACACUCGAGAUGAAGAUCACAUUGCUCAUAUCAUUGAACUUUUGGGAGUGAUCCCACCUCACUUUGCACUGUCUGGAAAAUAUUCUCGAGAGUAUUUCAACAGAAAAGGAGAGCUGCGGCACAUCACAAACCUGAAGCCCUGGGGCCUGUAUGAAGUACUACUGGAAAAGUAUGAAUGGCCACUGGAGCAAGCUGCUCAGUUCAGUGAUUUCUUGCUACCCAUGAUGGAGUACAUCCCUGAAAAACGAGCCACUGCUGCUCAGUGCCUCCAGCACCCUUGGCUGAACUCCUAGCCUCGGAGACAAAGGCUCUUUCCAACUUCUGCUCCCUGUUUUGGUUAACCAACAUGACCCUGUCCUACCGGAGACAUAUGGGGAGGGAAAAAUCCAUAAUACGGUGACUCUUUACAUUUGAUUUAAAAACCUGAUACCUCAUGCCCCAUGAAAAAGAUUGAGAUUUUCUGCAAGAAACAUUGCCUGCUACUCAUUAUUUCAAGUUUGAUUCUUUUUUUUUUAUUAAGAAAAAUGGACGUUUUCACCUCUGAGAGACUUAACCAGUGCCUUGAAAAAAUUGUUUUUGACUUCAGCACAAAAGUGGAUUUUAUUGCGCCUCCCCUGGAAUUGGUGUGUGCCAUCCCAGCCAUAGGAGCUGUAGGCAGGCCAAGACUUCACUAAAAGUGGAGCCCUGACCCAUGGUGGCCUAGGAGAUGUUAUCAAGUGAAAGAAAAUGAAUAUUAAAAGGACUUUAAAUGGAAGCGGGUUUUAGCAGUUUACAUGUGAGAGAAAGCUCUAGUAGGAAGAAGCAAGGUCAAGAAUCAUGCGGUCAAAGUUGAUCAUCUGCAAGGCUCUGGAAGCUAAUGUUGCAGUCAGUCAGUGGAAGUUCAGCAGGGAUGGAAUGAAAAGAAGGCUCAGAAGUUAAUAGAAUCAUGACUGAGUUGUGGUAACCUCACAGCCCUGUGAUAGUUUUUCCGGACUGGCCACCCAUCUUUUAUUGGAGUGGUACCAUCUUUUAUGUAAACCAAAGUACUACAUACAUUGUAUAUGUGUAGUCUUCAACAAAUUAUUUUAAGGAAAAUGCUCUCCAUCUCUCUCUUUUAUUAUUAUUUUUUUAAGCAGUUUCCGUUGUUCAUUUAUUGUGGAUCUCAACACAAAGCUGUGCUACUUGGCUCCAAAAACUCAGAUUGGAAAAGUAACAAAUCUGGGAAAUUAUGUUGGGCCAGUAAACCAACAAGUAUAAUAAAAGUUUCAGGUCUAUAAAAUAUUUAAAAUCUUUAA
Messenger RNA from Polypterus senegalus (gray bichir), 3735 nucleotides. It is a transcript of the gene srpk3, whose product is annotated as SRSF protein kinase 3. Gene Ontology annotation, biological process: spliceosomal complex assembly; regulation of mRNA processing; protein phosphorylation. The record is from RefSeq and is a predicted model, not a curated record. Lineage: Eukaryota; Metazoa; Chordata; Cladistia; Polypteriformes; Polypteridae. Bases 583 to 2754 code for a protein of 723 amino acids. Gene Ontology annotation, molecular function: protein kinase activity; ATP binding. The transcript is spliced from 17 exons.